Messenger RNA from Mesorhabditis belari, 885 nucleotides. NCBI's taxonomy places the organism in Eukaryota, Metazoa, Nematoda, Chromadorea, Rhabditida, Rhabditidae. The record is from the annotation of a GenBank genome assembly.
AUGCAGGCCUACUUGGCGACAUCGAUGUUACCAAUGCAGCAAGCGUGCAGUGCCAGCGCCGCUUAUUCGGAGCCGGAGAUCGCGUGCAUUUGCGAGGCACUUUUCGCCGAGUCCUAUCAAACCGGAAAUAUUGAUCGAUUAGAGCACUUCAUUUCUCAACUCGACUAUCGAGCUCAAAGCUUGGAAUGUGUGCUGAAAGGGUUCGCGCUGAUCGCUUUCUACAAACAGAAUUGGAAAUACCUCUACAAAUUGUUGGAGUCCCACAAAUUCUCCGUCGGUAACCACCAGGUGCUGCAAGAUCUCUGGCUGCGCGCUCAUUACACCGAGGCUGAAAAGACGAAAGAAAGAGAGCUAGGCGCGGUUUGCAAGUACCGAAUAAGGAAGAAAAAUCCGUUCCCACCGGGUAUUUGGGAUGGUGAGGAGACGAAUUAUUGCUUCAAGGCCAAAUCACGUCUUUCCCUGCGUGAAGCUUAUAAGAAAUGCGCCUAUCCGUCAGUGGAAGACAAAAGGAAAUUGGCUCAACAAACUGAACUGACGGUGGUACAAGUGAGCAAUUGGUUUAAAAAUAAACGACAAAGGGAUCGAGCAGCUGGGAAUUUGGAUCGGAGUGGAAAAAUCGAUUCGGAUGAGGGUUCUUCUGGAUGUGAUUCGAAACCGCCAGCUUCUUUAUCAGCUGAUUCCUCGUUUUCACCUGACGUUGCCACCCAAAUGGCUCAUAUGAAUCAUCAAAUGUCUCAAAUGGCCACCAUGACACAGAUGGGAAUGCAGACAGCGAACCUCUACCCGUCUCCGUAUGCGAGCUAUUUCCAAACGCCGCUUAGCCUUCAGCCAACCACCGCCUAUGACCUCCAAAUCCCGACCACUUUCACGACGCUGCAAAAUUUG